AAAAUGGCGGACGAUUUGACUCGAAAACGUGCAGCUAAAACAAACGAAGAAGAAGAAGACGAAGACGACGAUGAUGAUGUUAUAGGACCUAUGCCUGUGGCUUCGCCAAAACCAAAGAAAAAGAAGGUUCUAGAGUUUGAAAAAGUCUACUUGGCCAACUUGCCAAGUGCUGAAUCYUAUGAAAGAAGCUAUAUGCAUCGCGAUGUUAUUACCCAUAUAGCUACUACAAGGUCAGAUUUUUUGAUAACAGCAAGCUGCGAUGGUCACAUAAAAUUUUGGAUCAAACAAGAAGAAGGCAUUGAGUUUGUCAAACAUUUUAAAAGUCAUUUAGGUGUUAUUCAGUGUAUUGCCGUCAGUGCUGAUGGACAGCUCUUAUGCUCAACGGCUGAUGAUAGAUCAAUGAAAGUAUUUGAUGUCAUCAAUUUUGACAUGAUAAAUAUGCUUAAGUUAAACUACAAGCCAGGAAAGUGUGAGUGGGUUUUYCCUAAAGGKGCAGCAAUUGCAGCRGUUGCAUGUGCAGAUGAAGAYACAGGCGUUAUCCAUGUUUACGAUGGAAGAGGAACAAAUACUCCUCUACACAGCCUCAAAUUACACAGUGCUAGUGUGACUGUUAUUAGAUAUAAUCCAGUUUUUGACAUCGCUGUUUCUACAGACAAGGCAGGGAUCAUUGAGUAUUGGACAGGACUUAAAAAAGACUGUACUUUUCCUAAAAAUUUAAAUUUUGAGUUCAAAACUGAUACUGACUUGUACGAAUUCAUUAAGUGCAAAACGUAUCCAGUUUCUUUAGCUAUCUCACCCAAUGGUAAAGUAUUUGCUACAAUGGCUGCAGACAGAAAGAUUAGAGUAUUCAGAUUUUUAACAGGAAAGAAGACUUUAGUUUUUGAUGAAUCAUUACAAGUAUUCACAGAGAUGCAACAGCAAAAACAACAACUGCCAGAUAUGGAGUUUGGACGAAGGGCUGCCACUGAAAGAGAUUUGGAGAAAUCUGAUGCUUUGAAGUACUCAAAUGUUGUGUUUGAUGAAAGUGGGUAUUUUCUUCUCUAUGGUACUAUGUUAGGCAUAAAAGUUAUUAAUCUACAUACUACUCGCUGUGUUAGAAUGAUUGGAAAGUUAGAAAAUGUCCGUGUCUUACAACUAGCUUUGUAUCAAGGGCAACCUCAAAAAUCUAAUGCUGCUCUAACUAUGGAGAUUCAGGCAUCAGACAAUCCAUCAUUAAAGAAGGAGUCUUCAGAUCCUACAGUGUUUUGCACGGGUUAUAAAAAGAAUAGAUUUUAUAUAUUUUCAUCCAGAGAACCAGCAAUAAGUGAGCAGAGUGACCGAGACGUGUUUAAUGAAAAGCCUUCYCGUGAAGAAAUCAUGGCAUCAACUCAGGGCUCAAGUGGACCAGCAAAGCUGCCAACACAAGCCACUAUCCAUACAACCAUGGGAGAUAUCACAGCUGAGCUGUUUCCUAAACUGUGUCCAAAGACAAUYGAAAACUUCUCAACUCAUAGUAAAAAUGGUUACUAUAACAAYCACAUCUUCCAUCGGGUCAUCAAGCAGUUUAUGGUCCAAACAGGCGAUCCUCAAGGGGAUGGCACCGGCGGAGAAUCGAUAUGGGGUGGUGAGUUCGAAGACGAGUUUCAUAGGAGUCUUCGUCACGACAGAGCUUAUACUCUAAGCAUGGCUAAUGCUGGACCAAACACUAAUGGAUCGCAGUUCUUUAUAACUGUCGUACCAACGCCAUGGUUGGACAAUAAGCAUACAGUAUUCGGCCGCGUUAUCAAGGGAAUGGACACUGCUCAACAAAUCAGUUUAGUUAAAACAAACCCAAAGAACGACAAGCCUUAUGAAGACAUUAAGAUUAUCAAUAUAACAUUGAAAGAUUGAUAGCAAUUUGAACUGAAAACAUCGUCUACACCACUUAGACAGCAUAAUAUACAAUGUAACAAUCUUAUGGACAAUUUGGACAAAAUAACAACAUUGUAUGUAAAAAUGAGUAAUAUACUGUGUUUUGGAAAGCAGCAACAAAAACAGCAGCAAAUCUGUAGAAAUUGUAAUAAACUUUUUUAACAAAAUUAAAAUGCGGGAAAUUGUUGAUUAGAGAACGAAUUGAAUUAUGGGUGUACCGUGAAUGAAAAAACGUCAUUAUCACGUGACCUAGUGUCAUUUGGCAAACUCUUAGUAAUUCAUUCAAU
This is a messenger RNA of Exaiptasia diaphana, 2177 nucleotides long. Its product is annotated as peptidylprolyl isomerase domain and WD repeat-containing protein 1. Gene Ontology annotation, biological process: protein peptidyl-prolyl isomerization. The coding region runs from base 4 to 1869 and encodes 621 amino acids. The transcript has 19 exons. Gene Ontology annotation, molecular function: peptidyl-prolyl cis-trans isomerase activity; protein binding. Lineage: Eukaryota; Metazoa; Cnidaria; Anthozoa; Actiniaria; Aiptasiidae. The record is from RefSeq and is a predicted model, not a curated record.